AUGACACCUGAACCAUCCGACGUAUCAGGAACAUCAAUCCACUUUCAAGAUUUGCUCAAAGACCUGAGCUCUGGCGCCAGUGGCCCAAUUGAACCGUACUUACAUGCAGCUCGAUGGUUUCCUCUCGCGAUUGACCCAUUCGCUGUGCUUGAGGAUGUCUUGUACGAGGGCAUGGAAGCCGAGUUUUCUGAAUUCCUGGCCGACACCUCAGAUCAAUCCGAAGAAGCUUCAGGUUCAGAUAAUCGUCAGAAGGAGUUGUGUAUAAAGCAAUACAAAGAACUUGUGAAGCUUGUACCAACCUUCAGUGACGUCAUAUCAGGAUUUGAAAAAGUUUCGUCGGCUAUGGACAAUUUUAUCCAUGUGCUUACCUGUGCCGCAAAUGAUGCACGAUCCGAUGAUACUGGAAGCCUAACACAAGAGGGGCUGACCGCGCGACUACUGUGCCCGAUGCGGAUGCUCGACGUGUUUGACAAAAAUCCCCAGGACUUCGUGGAUAAGGUAAAGGAAGGUCAGAUCACAAUUACAGUCGCAAAGCUUCCUGCAUAUCUAUACAAUGAGUCUAUGUUGGACCCCGCCAGGAAAAAUCGAGGUUGUCUUCGAGGAUACUACCUCAAACGUCGGGUCUUUCACCACAUAUUCACUGGACCAUCAAGUGCCAUUUCUGCAACCGCUCACAAAGGCACCAAGGCUCCAAAAGGUCGAAUUCAUGGUAUGACAUCGCCACUACCACGAGCAAUUGUGUACGCAGCCGUACAGCUUAGUUCUGCAACACAAUGGCGUCAGCAAGUCGAAGACUUCGAUCUUGUUCUAUUGUAUGAUCAAGUAGUUGAUAUGUUCGAAGAAAAUAGUACUAAUAAGCAAUGGGCGCAAGAAACACUCGACCAUUGGAAAUCAGAGACUCCUGGACUCCUGCAGCAUGGGCGCUCCAGGGCCAGGAUAGAUGCAGGACUUCAUGCAUUUGACAGCGAGGAUGACAUGGACAGUUUUUUUGAACCUGAUGGGCAUUCUCCUGAUAAUGGAGAACAGAGCUCACAAGGUAGGAUCGAGAGCAGCGGCAAUGCAGAGAACACACGUGGUAUUCAAUUUCCCUGUAAUUUGAAUUGUGCACAUAACUAA
Messenger RNA from Suillus discolor, 1116 nucleotides. RefSeq lists its product as uncharacterized. NCBI's taxonomy places the organism in Eukaryota, Fungi, Basidiomycota, Agaricomycetes, Boletales, Suillaceae. The transcript has 9 exons. The record is from RefSeq and is a predicted model, not a curated record. The coding region runs from base 1 to 1116 and encodes 371 amino acids.